This is a messenger RNA of Cavia porcellus (domestic guinea pig), 3107 nucleotides long. It is a transcript of the gene Tsga10, whose product is annotated as testis specific 10. Bases 23 to 2806 code for a protein of 927 amino acids. Lineage: Eukaryota; Metazoa; Chordata; Mammalia; Rodentia; Caviidae. The record is from RefSeq and is a predicted model, not a curated record. The transcript is spliced from 21 exons.
GGGGCGGGGAAAGGGGCGGAGGAUGGAGACCCGGUGGGACCUGGCUAGACCUCGGUGGCCCGGGCUGGGCAGUCGCAGGGAUGAGCACUGGGGAGGACGGUGGGCUCGGAAGCCCGGCGAGGGCCCCGGAGCUCCAGGUCUCAUACCUUUUUUCCAAGAGAGAAACACUGUCCUGGCUUCUAAGGUUACCACCAAAGAACAUCGUUCUGGUCUAGGGGUUCCAGUUUCUGAAGCUGAAAAAAACCAGAAUACUCUCCAGCUAGAACAAGAAGUGAAAAAGCAAGAUAAAUUCAUCUCUGCACUGAAAUUACAGAUUGAAGAUCUCAAACAGACAAAUCAUGGCUUGGAAGAAUAUGUUAGGAAACUCUUGGAUAGUAAAGAGGUGGUAAGCAGUGAAGUAGAUGAUUUAACCAGCCACAAUGAGCAUCUUUGUAAAGAAUUGAUUAAAAUUGACCAACUAGCAGAGCAACUAGAAGAAGAGAAAAAUUUUGUGGUGGAUACCGCUGACAAAGAACUCGAAGAAGCAAAGAUUGAACUUAUAGAUCAACAAAAUAAUAUAACAGUAUUAGAAGAUACAAUAAAGAGGCUUAAGUCUAUAAUUUUAGAGACUGAAAAAGCACAAAAUAAAUCCCCCUCUAGACUUGAUUCCUUUGUCAAGACUUUAGAAGCAGACAGAGAUUACUACAAAAGCGAAGCUCAGCAUUUGAGAAAAAUGCUCAGAAACAGAUCUAAAAGCCCAAGACGCCCAUCUCCAUCUUCCCGGGGUGCCAACUGUGAUGUAGAGCUUUUGAAGUCAACAACACGAGAUCGUGAAGAACUUAAAUGCAUGUUGGAAAAAUAUGAGCGUCAUUUGGCAGAAAUUCAGGGUAAUGUCAAGGUUCUUACAUCUGAAAGAGACAAGACUUUUCUUCUUUAUGAACAGGCUCAGGAAGAAAUUGCCCGACUUCGACGAGAAAUGAUGAAAAACUGUAAGUCUCCCAAAUCAACAACAGCACAUGCUAUUCUCCGGCGAGUGGAGACUGAGAGAGAUGUAGCCUUCACUGAUUUACGCAGAAUGACCACAGAGCGAGACAGUCUGAGAGAAAGGCUAAAGAUUGCUCAAGAGACAGCAUUUAAUGAGAAAGCCCACUUGGAACAAAGGAUAGAAGAGCUGGAGUGCACAGUUCACAAUCUUGAUGACGAGCGGAUGGAGCAAAUGUCAAAUAUGACUUUGAUGAAAGAAACCAUAACCACUGUGGAAAAAGAAAUGAAAUCACUAGCAAGAAAGGCAAUGGAUACUGAGAGUGAACUUGGCAGACAAAAAGCAGAGAAUAAUUCUUUGAGAGUUUUAUAUGAAAACACAGAAAAAGAUCUUUCUGAUACUCAGCGACACCUUGCUAAGAAAAAAUAUGAACUUCAGCUUACUCAGGAGAAAAUUAUGUGCUUGGAUGAAAAAAUUGAUAAUUUUACAAGGCAAAAUAUUGCACAGCGAGAAGAAAUCAGCAUUCUUGGUGCAGCCGUCAAUGAUCUGGCUAAAGAAAAGGAAUGCCUGCAAGCAUGUUUGGACAAAAAAUCUGAGAAUAUUGCAUCUCUUGGAGAGAGUUUGGCUAUGAAAGAAAAGACCAUUUCAGGCAUGAAGAAUAUCAUUGCUGAGAUGGAACAGGCAUCAAGACAGUCUACUGAAGCCCUCAUUAUGUGUGAACAAGAUAUCUCCAGAAUGCGUCGACAAAUAGAUGAAACCAAUGAUGAGCUGGCUCAAAUUGCUAGGGAAAGAGAUAUCUUAGCUCAUGACAAUGACAAUCUCCAAGAACAGUUUGGCAAAGCUAAACAAGAAAACCAGGCUUUAUCCAAAAAACUGAAUGAUACACAUAAUGAGCUUAAUGACAUAAAACAGAAGGUCCAAGAUACUAAUUCAGAAGUUAACAAGCUGAAGAACAUAUUAAAAUCUGAAGAAUCUGAGAACCGGCAAAUAAUGGAUCAACUCCGCAAAGCCAGUGAAGAUGCUGAAAACUGGGAAAAUAAGGCCCGUCAGUCAGAGGCAGAUAACAAUACCCUCAAAUUGGAGCUUAUCACCGCUGAAGCAGAGGGUAACAGAUUGAAAGAAAAAGUAGAUGCCCUCAACAGAGAAGUUGAACAACACUUAAAUGCAGAAAGGUCUUACAAGUCCCAGAUUUCAACUUUGCACAAAUCUCUUGUAAAGAUGGAGGAGGAGCUACAGAAGGUUCAGUUUGAAAAAGUGUCUGCCCUUGCAGAUUUGUCUUCCACAAGGGAGCUCUGUAUUAAACUUGACUCAAGCAAAGAACUUCUGAAUCGACAGCUGGUUGCUAAGGAUCAAGAAAUAGAAAUGAUGGAGAAUGAGUUAGAUUCUGCUCGUUCUGAAAUAGAACUCCUCAGGAGUCAGAUGACAAAUGAGAGAAUCUCCAUGCAGAAUCUAGAAGCUUUGUUGGUGGCCAAUCGAGACAAAGAAUAUCAGUCUCAGAUAGCACUUCAAGAAAAAGAAUCUGAAAUUCAGCUGCUUAAAGAGCACCUUUGCUUGGCAGAAAAUAAAAUGGCCAUCCAGAGUAGGGAUGUGGCCCAGUUCAGGAAUGUUGUAACACAACUGGAAGCUGACUUAGACAUUACCAAGCGACAACUGGGGACAGAACGUUUUGAAAGGGAGAGGGCUGUCCAAGAACUUCGCCGCCAGAAUUAUUCAAGCAAUGCUUAUCAUCCAAGCUCAAUGAAGCCAAAUACAAAAUGUCAUUCACCAGAACGUGUUCACCAUCGAUCUCCUGACCGAGGCCUAGAUCGAUCCCUAGAAGAGAAUCUUUGCUAUAGAGAUUUCUGACACGCCAUAAGAUUCUUCCCAUCCUCGGAAAGGUCAAAAUUACAGAUGGAUUUUUUUUGCUAUAUGAUUGCAUUUAUCUUUUGAAUGCUUGACUAUGUUAAAUGUAUUUAUUACUGUUGUGCCUCUGAGUCUCUGUUCUUGUGUACCAUAUCGCAGUGAUCGGAGAUGGCGUAUAUAAACAAAAAUGCACAUGGCUCUGUCUAUCCAUGCAGUAAUAGUGAGCGCAAAUUCUGCUCACUUUGUUGGGCACUGUUUUGUUAACUAUCCGGAGUAAAUAAAGAAGCUUAAAAAAGAGGGACAA